Messenger RNA from Eriocheir sinensis (Chinese mitten crab), 4089 nucleotides. RefSeq names its product gastrin/cholecystokinin type B receptor-like. Lineage: Eukaryota; Metazoa; Arthropoda; Malacostraca; Decapoda; Varunidae. Gene Ontology annotation, biological process: G protein-coupled receptor signaling pathway. Gene Ontology annotation, molecular function: peptide binding; G protein-coupled receptor activity. Bases 1168 to 2649 code for a protein of 493 amino acids. The transcript has 5 exons. Gene Ontology annotation, cellular component: membrane. The record is from RefSeq and is a predicted model, not a curated record.
UGUCGUGGCGGGAGGGUGUGUCGCAUGCAGACCAGCCGGCCACCUUCGUACCCCUGUCUCUUUUCUCGUCGUCCCCUGAGAACUUUACGUCAGGAGGAUGCUUGGGGGAGGAACGGUGCGUGUUGGAUUGAUCUGUCGCCCUUGAUGUGGUGUUAGUCUCCCGCGCGUGGCUGAGUUUGGAAGUUUAGUGAAGGAAGCGAGCGGUUUAACUUCGGUGGCUGUUGCAUAAGGAGUGUCGAGGAAGAGGAGGAAAAGGAUUGGCUUGUUGGUAACUCGUCUGUCUUCUUACACGGGGAAACUUCAGAAGAUACCUGCCAAAGUUCGGAUGCGUCUUUUAUGCCGGAAAAUUAUAAGGUCGCCAAUGAGUCGGCGUGCCUAGGAGCAGAACCAGCAGCCAGCCUCGCCUCAUUCCCCGCCCACCCCAGCUCCUUAGUCUAGUCUGCACCCCCGUCGCCCCGCCCCACCCCGCCCCUCUCAAGUCCCCAGUGGCGUGGGGUCGCCGCUCGCUGCGUGCAGAGGUCAUGGGAGUGCGAGUGAAUGGACUGACUUAAUAACCUGCCACAGGCUGUCUUGAGCAAUUACUUUAUCGACUCUCACACCAACACUCCCGCUAGUGAGUUGCUCUCCCGCCCCACCCCGUCCCGCCCCACCCCACCCCACCCCACCCCACCCCUCCCCGCCCCGCCCCCGCUGUCCUCCCCAUGGUUCCCGGCGCGCCCCCAGCAGGUUGGCUCUGCUGCCGGGCCAUUGCACCCGGGCACCGAGGCGAGAGCCGCGGGACAGGUGGUGCCGCGGAGUGUGCCCGGCCGUGCUGGGAACGCUGACCGCCGCCAGGGCUGCGAGCUCAUUUGUGGGAGAGGGGAGAUAACGGCGUGUGCGGUGCGGGGCAGUGAUGAGUGUGCGGGCGGGGCGUGCGCCUCCCAUCCGCCACAGAUAUCAACGGAUGGGCGUGGCGGCCGCUGGGUGCGGGCAGUAACCUUGUGGUGGGCUAGGCCGGACUGGGCUGAACAGGCUGGCCUGGGCUGGUCUGGGCUGGACUAGGCUGCUAUGUUGCUCCCCGCGGCCAUUCCCACGACCCCCACCCUCCUCUCGCCCGGCGGGAGCCUCCUCGACCCGUCUGUCGUCCCGCGCCGCAACGCCCCGCGCGGCCCAUCCUGCUGACCCACCAUGAACGCCUCCGACCUGACGGAGCUGUGUGAAGGGACAGACAACGCCUCCACCGCUGCCGCGGGGCGCGUGACGGCUGUGAGCGGCACCUUCCCGACCAUCACGGGCUGGGAGGGCGUGGUGCUGGCCACGCUGCAGGCCGGCGUGUUGCUGGUGGGGCUGCUUGGCAACACAACCGUGGCGGCCUCCGUGUGGCGGCAAGGCACCAGCAGACAGAAGCAGCAGCAGCCCGCUGCCCACCGCCACGCCCUACUGCUGUCCCUGGCCAUUGCCGACUUGCUGGUCACGUUGCUGUGUCUGCCCGCCGCGCUGGCCCGCCUGCUGGUGCUGCCCUGGGUGGCCCACUGGGUGGUGUGUCCGCUGCUUGCAGCCGCCCAGAACACCGCCCACGCCGCCUCCACGCUCUCCAUCGCUCUCCUCGCACUCGAUCGCUACCUCACCGUGCGUCGGCCCAAGAUGGCGCCCCGUGUGGCGGCCAUGACGGCGCGGCUGCUGGCGGGGCUGUGGGUGCUAGCGGUGCUGCUGGCGGUGCCUCGGGGCCUCACCGCCGCCCUGGCAGCCCCGGCGCCGACGUGCAACGAGCACUGGCCUGUACCGGCCCUACGGGUGCUCUACUACACCACCGUGGCCGCGCUGGUCCACCUGCUGCCCUGCGCCACCGUCAUCAUCUGCCAUGCCGCCGUCGCCUCGUCACUACGCCGCCGCGGCCUGGACGACACGCGACUCAACAUGCGGCCGCGUCAGGUGAUCAUCAUGGCGCGAGAGCGCAGCCUCGGCGGCGCCAACACACACAAAAUCGUGGCGGCGUCGUCCAGUGGCGGCGAAUCUGACGGGGACGAGGAACGCGCAGCCCUGGAGCUGUGUGACGCCAACCUGCAACAGGUCACGCUGGACGCUGGCCGCGGCAAGGCGCCCCCGGGCCCCCCGCGCCCCGCCCCCACCAUCCGACCCGCCAGGAACAUUCACACCAUCAUCCGCGCCCACCGACGCAUGCGGGUCAGAGGCCCCGCACAAACAGCAUCCAUCUUUGCCUCCUAUCGCGGCCACUCAACGGAGACGCGGCGACGCCUGGCGCGGGUGUUGGUGGCCCUCGGCGCAGUGUUCGCCGCCUGCUGGCUGCCCUACGUGGUGGCUCUGCUGGUGUGGGCGUGGAGGGAGACACCCGCCACCCGCCACGCCCUGGAGCUGACGCUGGUGCUGGGCCACGCUCACUCCGCCCUCAACCCCGUGGUGUACUGGCUCAUGAAUCGCGCCUUCGUCACCUCCCUCCAGCGCCUGCUGUCCACCCAGCUGCGGCUGCCGCACGGCGUCUCGUGCGGUAGUUGCGGCCUCCCGUCCUGCCUUUCUCGCCCUACCGCCACUCCCUGGGCUGGCAAUUCUUCUACUAACGAGGAUAACCUGGGCGCUUUUCACCCCAAGUACCUCAACCCACACGCCCUCCGGCCCCAGGCCUCGCGCUGCACCUCUCACUACUUCCACUAACACCGGCACCUCGUGCACGGCGGCUGGGCGGUGCUCGCGGUGCAGUGCUCGUGGGGCUCAACACUACAAACUUAUCCGUGUUGACCAACGCGUGUGUGUUGCGUGAGGCAGAGCCGCCGGCGCCUCGCAGCCAGAACUAAUGCAGAACUUGCCUCUGCCACCCUGACUGUGCCGCUGGAGUCGUUUGUACCAGACACUGCUUCGCUGCGUUCUGUUGGCACUCCUGAGGUGGGACGCUGCCUCUGUGUGUGCGGGCGUGCAUGUGUGUGUGUGUAUGUGUGUGUGUGUGUGUGUGUCACAUCAACCAGCAGUGACUGUGCAGGCCAGAGUGAGGCUUACCGAACAGCCAGUGCAAGGCGUCUCGUUGAACGUUGCCCGAUCGUUCCUAUGUGUGGGUGAGAGUGGCGGACACUUCCUCUUUGAUACGAGCUUGAAGUGUAGCAAAUGCAAAUUUAAUCAACUAUUCUAGGUCAGCACGGCGCGCUAUACGGGUCUACACACCUAGGUUACGGCAUCGAUGACUUAGUGUAACGGGCGCGCCUAACAUGUAUAUGUAUAUGUAAGUCACCUCACCUCGCCGCUACCCCGGAAACAUUUAUUCAUUAGAGUUUUACUUUCCCUCCUCCUCCUCCUCCUCCUCCUCCUUUUCUUCCUCCACCUUUGUUUAUCUCUGCCCCUCAUUCCCUCACCUGUCGCCUCGCCUGGGCUUCGUUAUAACGCUGCCCCGACGAGGAAAAAUCUUGUAAUUACUCGCCGCGGCUCUGGGCAGAACACUUCACCGACCAUCGUGACGUAUUUAGUAUUCUUUUCCAGCAUAGGUACGAUGGAUUACGAGUUACUUAAGUCACUUCUGGACCUUGUGUACUUUAUGUAACGUUACAUCAGGUCUGGUAAGUACUAUUAAACGCUACUUUUGGAACUUGAGUACUUGAUAACGUUACUUCUUGUGUAAUUUUUAAACGUUACUUUUGGUCUGCAUGUACUUGGUAACCUUCUCUGUGCAAGGAUUGGCAGGUAAAACUACUGGAAUUUGUUGAUGAUGUUUUGUUUUUGUGAUUCAUUUCCAGUUAUAUGAACAGCAAAGUAAAAAUCGCGCUACUGAAGCCGUCCUCCUGUGUACUUUUUUUUUUCUCUUGUACGAUAUUUUCUUUCCUUUUCGUUUUCUUUUCUUUUUUUUUUCUUGUACGUUAAGAGGAUUGAGUUACGAGUCAGAGUGAACCCGAUGCCCCGCAAGUCACCGGAGAGAGAGAGAGAGAGAGAGAGAGAGAGAGGAAGCAAGUACUCCUCGACGAUAACCUAAAGUUGCACAUUCAUAGUAGUUCCGCUGAUUGGCAUUCUGUGUGGUAAGGAGACAAACGACGAUUAUUCACCUGCACAGAGACGGUGAGCCGGAACGCUAAUGAUGCAUAUUCACCUUUGUUUAAUUAGAGAGAGAGAGAG